Molecule: messenger RNA, 2948 nt
Organism: Peromyscus californicus insignis
Lineage: Eukaryota; Metazoa; Chordata; Mammalia; Rodentia; Cricetidae
Product: germ cell nuclear acidic protein-like
Exons: 5
Coding region: 1411-2580 (389 amino acids)
Source: RefSeq, a predicted model, not a curated record
AACUUUUAAAAGAUUCUGGCAGCCGGGUGGCGGUGGUGGUAGACGCCUUUAAUACCAGCACUCAGGAGGCAGAUGCAGGCAAAUCUCUGUGAGUUGGAGGCCAGCCUAGUUCACAAAGAGUUCCAGAAAAGCCAGGACUGUUACAUAGAAACCCUGUGGUGGGCGGGGGGAGAGGAGCAAAAAAACAAAACAAAACCCCAAAACAGGCAUGGUGGCUACGUGUUUGUAAUCCCAGCACUCCAAAGGCAAAGGCAAGCCAGCCUGGGCUACAAAAACAAAAUGGGGGCGGUGGUUGUUUGAGAAUUGGCCGUGGGUUGAACGUGGAAGGCUGAACCUGGCGCACUUCCGUGAAAAGCGGUAUCUCGGGAGCGAUACCUGGAUUCCCGGAUUCCGGAAGCUGGUGUCACGGAAGCUGGUGUCACGGAGUCAGUUACAAAAUUCAAAUCUGCUAUAUGGUCACGCGUGAUAGGUGGGUACGGGAAAGGCGGGAGUACGUCAGUUCCCAUCUUGCCUUGGGGCUGUGCCCUGUAAAAGGCACUGUACCCGUACCCACGUCCAUUUUGUACGCUCGGGAGCGGAGGAGCGGGUAGUGGCUGUGACCUGUGCCAGACACCGCAAGAGCAGGUACCCUAACGGUGGGCUAAGGCGGGCAGUGGUCUCAUUUUAGUGUAGUACAUUUAAUUUAAAACACCACUGUGUGUGAAUUAGGGAAUAUUUUGGGACUGAGAUUCCGGUAGACUGUUUUCCCCUCAGAGAAAGUUCUCGGUGGGUGUGUGGUGGGAAUGUAGCUGAGGUGGUCCCUGGCACUGCCAAACAGAAGGACGGAGGAAAGCUCCGUUAAAAUCCGAUUCUGAUACGGGGGUGGGGGGUGUGGCGGGGAGACCCGACCGAAGCCUCUUGGGGCGUUUGAGGAAAAGUUUUCGGAGUGGAAGGAUGGAGGCUCCCAACAGUGGGACAAGAGGGCAUUUUGGUUCCAAACAGGCGGCAUAGUGUACGGGUGGGGUAGGAGGAGGGAGGUUGGUCGGUCUGGGACCGGUGGGACAAUGGUGGCUUGGCCCGGGUUUAGUCUUAAUGUCCUGUGGUAGACUGGCGCCAGCACCACAGUAGCAUGGCGGCACAGCCACUUGGAGAUGUCCCAAGCGGGUACGGGUUGUGGUUCUGGGGGGACUAGCCAAUAAGCUGAGGCCGAGUCAGGUACGCGAAACGGGUGUCGGGCUGAGGGGAGAGUUCUGAGGACCUGGACAUUGAACUAGUGGCCUAGCCGAAGGGGAGGGGACCCAGGGUCGAAAUCUCAUUGAUGGGAGCUUCUAGGAGCGAGAAGGGCAAAGUGCCAGAAUUUUUUUUUUCUAGAACUUUCCACGAGGCCGGUGGGCGGGGACAGGAGCAAGAUCUCUUUGUGAUAUUCUUAACAUGGAUACAAGCAGCAGUGAGGACUGUGAGGCCUAUGUGCCUGAAUUGCCAGAGAAAAGGUCCAGCUGUGUGGUGAUUAACUCUGAUUCUGACUCUGCCCGUGAGGAAAAGAGAGCUAAGAUCUGUGAAAUAAGCAGUGAAGAUGAGUCUUCUGAUGAGUUGUUUUCUGAUGAGUCUUCCGACACUGGGGACAACGGCGCUCAGAAGUCUUCAGUAAUUGUUAUCGAUGAUGAAGAAGAUGGCAAUUCCUGUUUGAAGGAUUCUGAGAAGAUAAGAAUUGAUUCUAGUGAUGAGUGCCAACCGCCAGUGCUCCAAAAAGAGGUGGUUGAAUGUAUUGAUUCUGAGCCCAUUUCACUUGAUGAUGAUUCUGAAAUAGGGGAUCUUGGUGAAAUUUCCAACAAACCACCACCAGAGCCAGAGCCCCAGCCCCAGCAGGAGCCUGAGCAGGAGCCCGAGCGGGAACCCGAGCCCGAGCUUGAGCGGGAGCCCGAGCUUGAGCGGGAGCCCGAGCCAGAACCCGAGCCCGAGCCAGAACCCGAGCCCGAGCUUGAGCGGGAGCCUGAGCCAGAACCCGAGCCCGAGCGGGAACCCGAGCCCGAGCUUGAGCGGGAGCCCGAGCCCGAGCCAGAGCCCGAGCCCGAGCGGGAGCCCGAGCGGGAACCUGAGCAGGAGCCCGAGCGGGAACCUGAACCCCAGCCCGAGCCCCAGCAGGAGCCCGAGCCCAAUCCCCAACCUGAGCCUGAGCCCCAGCCCCAGCAGGAGCCCCAGCCUGAGCCCGAGCCCCAGCCGGAGCCUGUCCCUGAGCCCGAGCGGGAGCCCCAACCUGAGCGGGACCUCCAAACCGAGCAGGAGCUGGAGCCAGAGCCGGAGCUGGAGCCAGAGCUCGAGCAAAAGGUUACAGCCGAAGAGGCCAAGGAAAGAAAGGCUGCAGCUCUGCUGGCCCAACAAAGAAAGAAGAGAAAAAAUAGGUUUAUAUGUAUGGCACCUCCUAAGUCACAUAGGAAACGUCGUAGGGUUGUCUCACAGGAUUUGCCCAGCCUGCCAAGUGCCUCUGCAGAGCCUAGUCCUCCUGAUGAGCCCACAUCAUCAGAGCAACCUGUUCCUCCUGCCGAAUGCAUGCCAUUAAAGAAACCCAAAGGCAAAAGGGGACGCCCACGCAAGGUAGAAUGAUCUUUGUGCGAACGGGGUUGGGGGCUCCCAUGUCCAUCUUUCUUACACUCCAGUAUGUUAGCAUUUACUCUUCAGUACCUCUGGAGUGCUUUUUCCCUGAAAUACCUGUCCCGAGGAUGUCCUGGGUCGUCAUCCUCAACAUGCCCCCAUAACUGGUUAAUUGUUAAUUCCUCUAUGCAGCCAUAAGUUAGAAUGGCUCCUCCCUCCUAGGUUCCCAGUUUUAGAGUUUUUAUCAAGUGUGUAACAUGUUGCCGAAUUUGUCCCCUCAGAAGUCUGUUCAUAAAAGGACUCUUGAUUUAUUCUCUUGAGGGUCUAGCCUCGUGAGUGGCAUGUAACAAGAUGUUUAAUAAAUUUGUUAAAUAAAGUGA